Messenger RNA from Cyprinodon tularosa, 1968 nucleotides. RefSeq lists its product as uncharacterized. Lineage: Eukaryota; Metazoa; Chordata; Actinopteri; Cyprinodontiformes; Cyprinodontidae. The record is from RefSeq and is a predicted model, not a curated record. The transcript has 2 exons. Bases 71 to 1702 code for a protein of 543 amino acids.
GGGUCCACAAAGGUAACUGGCAAAAGCAAUAUCUCGACAUUCUCGCAGAUUUUUAGAAUCUAAGUUAGCAAUGGUUCGAACUUGCUGUGUUAUUGGGUGUAAUGUUAGGUCACGCGACCGCAGCUGUACAAAGAUAGAAAAUGGACUUUCAUUUUACACUUUUCCUGCCUGGAAACAACGCGAGGGGGCUAAGGUAUCUGAGCUAACAAAAAGGCGACGAAUGGCCUGGGUAUCAGCGGUAAGACGUUCUGAUAUUACCUUCUCCAACAUCUCAAGAAACCUACGAGUUUGCUCCAGACAUUUCCAUUCUGGCAAGCCGUCAUACGAAAUGGAUGAGCUCAAUCCAGACUGGGUUCCAACGCUAAAUAUGGGUCACUGCGAGAUAAACGCCACAACAUCGGACCGACAUGUGCGUUGUUUAAAGAGGCGAUACAGCAGCGCAGUUGAAGGCCAGGCAGCAAAGACCAUGGUAGAAAAACAAGAACCGGAGCAAGUUACAGAGAUUGCAUCAGAAACACCAGAAGAGGUCAAACAAAACACAGUAGUUGAGGCAAUGGAAGAGGAGCGAGUUCGAGAGGCUGUGGAGGAAACCCCAGGAGAGGAGCUCAGCAAGGCUGCAGACUCUGACGAGGAACAUGAUUUAGCAUCAAAAAGGCAACAAAUCGAAUGUCACUUGUGUGAAGAGAGAAGAGAAGAAAUAAAUCGUUUGUUACAGGAGAACAGGAAGCUCAGGUCAGAGCUGAAUAAAAAACAGCUGGACACAGAUUUUUUUAAGGAUGACACAAAAAAAGUAAAAUAUUAUACAGGACUUCCUUGCUUUGUCAUUUUAUUAUCAUUGUUUAACACUAUUAGGCCUUUUCUGUCAGAAUCAAAAAAGAUUUCACAGUUUCAAAUGGUUGUACUUACACUAAUGCGUCUAAGACUUGAUUUACCUGUUCUGCAUCUUUGCCAUCUUUUCAGUGUGUCACACAAAACUCUGUCGACUGUCUUUGCUGACACCCUUGAUGUGUUGUAUGCACGCCUUAAGCCCAUGGUAAGCUGGCCUGAGAGGCAUUGUUUACAAGCCACAAUGCCUCCUCAGUUUUUGGAAACAUUUGGAAAACGUGUAGCAAUUAUUGUUGAUUGUUUUGAAUUAGGCACAGAAAGACCCUCAAAUUUAAAAGCACGUGCACAAUCCUUCUCCCGGUACAAAGGAAGACACACUAUGAAAUACCUUAUUGGUAUAACACCACAUGGGUCGAUUUCUUUUAUUUCUAAGGGAUGGGGUGGACGUACUUCAGACAAGCACAUUACAGAAAACUGUGGCCUUCUCUCCAAUUUAUUACCUGGAGACAUUGUGUUAGCAGACAGAGGCUUUGAUAUUAAGGACAGUGUAGGAAUGAUGUGUGCUGAGGUCAAGAUGCCAUCAUUCACUAAAGGGAGAUGUCAACUGGAUGCUAAAGAUGUCGAAGACUCGCAAGCUAUAGCUCACCUCAGAAUUCAUGUGGAAAGAGUGAUUGGCUGCAUGAGGAACAAAUACAAACUGUUACACAGAACUAUACCAAUUAGGUUGCUGCUUACAUGUGAGGGUGAAGAGGUGACACUUCUUGACAAGAUUGUGUUUGUGUGCUGCUGCUUAGUGAACAUGUGUUCUAGUGUGGUUGUGAAACCUAAUGAAAAUGAAACCUGUACAUGUGAAUAUGAAACCCCAAUGCUUGACUGAUAUUAAUUAAAAUGCAGAUUGAAAAAAGAUUUUCUGCAUUUAUUCUUUUGGCAUAUUUGUAGGGUUAGUACUGUUUUUAUGUAAAAUGUAGAUAGAAAAAAACUAAAUUGUAUUUGUACAGAUAGCACUGUUGUGUAAAAUAAUAUAGUGAAAAAGAAAUUUGUAUUUGUUCCAUUCAUGAUUUUCUAUGGAAAUGUGUUGAUUUGAAUAAUAACAUGGAAGGGAUUGUUUUCUCUCAUUUAAUAAAUUGAUCUGGUAAACAUUAA